Molecule: messenger RNA, 1275 nt
Organism: Pleurotus ostreatus (oyster mushroom)
Lineage: Eukaryota; Fungi; Basidiomycota; Agaricomycetes; Agaricales; Pleurotaceae
Product: autophagy protein
Exons: 8
Coding region: 1-1275 (424 amino acids)
Biological process (GO): protein lipidation; protein localization to phagophore assembly site; nucleophagy
Cellular component (GO): extrinsic component of membrane; cytosol; phagophore assembly site membrane
Molecular function (GO): phosphatidylinositol-3,5-bisphosphate binding; phosphatidylinositol-3-phosphate binding; protein binding
Source: RefSeq, a predicted model, not a curated record
AUGGCGAACGCUAAUCUACUUUACGCGAACUUCAACCAGGACUACUCAUGCGUUUCGGUUGGAACGCGGAAGGGAUACAGCAUUACGAAUUGCGAGCCAUUUGGAAGGGUCUACACUAUGAACAACGGCGCGCGCGGUAUAGUUGAGAUGCUAUUUUGCACUUCUCUUCUCGCCCUGGUUGGGGUCGCAGACGUGUUAGGAUCCAGCCCUCGAAAGCUGCAGAUAGUCAAUACUAAGCGACAAACCAUGAUCUGCGAGCUCCUUUUCCCCUCGUCAAUCCUCGCCGUCAAAAUGAACCGAAGGGCACUCGUUGUCGUCCUGGAGACGGAGAUAUACAUAUACGACAUAAGUAACAUGCGGUUGCUGCACGUAAUCGAGACGACUGCGAAUCCGGAAGCGAUCUGUGCUCUUUCCCCGAAUGUGGAGGCGUCAUAUCUCGCUUAUCCAUCGCAAGUACCGUCGCCAAAUUCUCCGCUAUCUGCGUACCCUGGCUCCGACACGGCCGCAGCAUCUUCAGCGGCCACCCCUCAGUCCAACGGCGACGUGACCAUAUUCUCAACCACAUCCCUCACCACAGCAAAUAUAAUACCAUCCGCCCACAAGUCUCCCCUAUCCAUCGUCCAAAUCUCCCAGAACGGAUCGUUGCUAGCCACCGCCUCGGUCAAGGGCACGGUGAUCCGCGUAUGGAGUGUGCCGAAAGCGGAGAAGUUGUAUCAGUUCAGGCGGGGGUCAAGGGAGGCGAGGAUAUACAGCAUCGCGUUCAACUCUGUGGGCUCGCUCAUGGCCGUCAGCUCGGCCAAUGAGACGGUUCAUCUAUUUAAAUUGGGACGUGGCCAAGACGCGCCGAAGGCUGCUUCGGAGGCGACGCCCGUCAGCCAAACGGGGUCGAACGAAAGUCAUGGCGGGCCUCUAGAAGGUGGUUACGAGGCCAAGAAGGGCAGUAGCAGCGGCGUCUCGUCGUCCCUACGGCGGAAAUCGAUGCAACUGUCCAAGACGCUGACGCACUCCGUUGGCGGUUACCUGCCUAAUACCGUGACGGAGAUGUGGGAUCCGUCGCGCGACUUCGCGUGGCUGCGGCUGCCCAGUAGCCCGCUCGGAGUAAGGUCUAUUGUUGGGUUGAGCGGUACUAUGCCCCAGAUCAUGGUCGUCUCCUCAGAAGGCUACUUCUACGCUUACAGCAUCGAUCUAGAAAAGGGGGGCGAGUGUGCGCUCAUGAAGCAGUUUAGUUUGCUGGAGUCGGGGGACGAGAGCUCGAGUGUCAGUAUCACAGACUGA